Eublepharis macularius is the source of this 1333-nucleotide messenger RNA. RefSeq names its product CD99 molecule like 2 (gene CD99L2). The record is from RefSeq and is a predicted model, not a curated record. NCBI's taxonomy places the organism in Eukaryota, Metazoa, Chordata, Lepidosauria, Squamata, Eublepharidae. The transcript is spliced from 12 exons. Bases 202 to 1035 code for a protein of 277 amino acids.
UCCUCUCCACGCGUCUCCGGCGCCCCUCCCUUGCGCGCCGCUGCUACCGGCUCUGCCCGCGUCUCUCUUCGGCGGCUGCUGCGGCUGGCCAAGCGCCCUUCUCACCCCCUCGCCGGGCACCCCGAGCGCGUCGCCUCCGGCAGCGGCUGCAGCAGCGCCUUCCCUCGGGCACCUCCGCGCCUCCGCCCAAGCCGCUUGGAGAUGGCCGGGAAGCUCAGCCGCCCCCGGCUUCUGUGCCUCCUCCUCGCCCUCGCCGCCCUGAGCGAGAGAGGAAAGGCUGAUGACUUCAAUUUAGAAGAUGCGCUCGAUGACCAGCCAACAAAGCGACCUACUCACAAGCCACCCAAAAAGCCUCCUUCUAGUGUAACAGAUGAUUUCAGCUUGUCCGACUAUUUUGAUGACCCACUGGAGACGACGACAAAGCCAGCAAAGGCAACCACUGGUCCGUAUCCGAAGAAACCAGACAAUAUCCGCUGGAAUGUACAGUACACCACCACCACCAAACAGCCCAAAACAACCAAGGUACCACCCAAAAAACACCCAGCCAAAGAUUCCAAGGAUUUUGACUUAAGUGAUGCCUUGGAUGACCAAAAUGAUGGGCAAGGUGGUGGAACACCAAUUGUCAAUCCUGGCAAAGGCUCCAAAGGUAGAGAUGGAAGAGGUGGAAAACCUGGCCUCUCAGAUGAUGACCUGGCUGGAAUUCUGGAUGAGGGAGGCUACCAACCGGACAAGAAGAAAGGAGGCAGUGGCGGUGGCGGCAGUGACAGCAAUUAUAAUGACGGUGCCCUUGUAGAGACGGGGACGAUUGCUGGCAUAGUCAGCGGCCUUGCUAUGGCUCUGAUUGGUGCUGUGAGCAGCUACAUCUCAUACCAGCAAAAGAAGUUCUGUUUCAGCAUACAACAGGGCCUGAAUGCAGAGUAUGUGAAAGGAGAAAACAUGGAAGCAGUGGUGACUGAAGAGCCACAAGUUAAAUAUUCUGUCCUAGAGCCGCAGUCUGCAGAACCACCUCCGCCGCAAGAAAACGCAAAGGUCUAAAUGUGUCAGGCUCAGGUUGGAAAAUAAUCGGACAACGGCAAGCAAACACAAACACACACACUUCUCACAUGCUUGUAAUUUAGCUUUUUACAAAUGUUUAAUUUCGAUCCAAAGCUAUUUAAUGUGUUUUCUGACUAGAACAGGCUUCUUAUUGUGGUAGACUGUAGGCAGGUUGAAAUGUUUGUUUCUUUUUUCACAGUUUCGGUUUUUCGUGAAGAGUUGUACGUUUACAUUGACUUGGUCAUGUAGGAGUUUUGUCAGGUUGAAUACAAACCACAAGGGUGCUUCAAAGUGAUGU